This is a messenger RNA of Archocentrus centrarchus (flier cichlid), 1387 nucleotides long. It is a transcript of the gene bud23, whose product is annotated as BUD23 rRNA methyltransferase and ribosome maturation factor. The transcript is spliced from 12 exons. Gene Ontology annotation, molecular function: rRNA (guanine) methyltransferase activity. The record is from RefSeq and is a predicted model, not a curated record. Lineage: Eukaryota; Metazoa; Chordata; Actinopteri; Cichliformes; Cichlidae. Gene Ontology annotation, biological process: rRNA (guanine-N7)-methylation. Gene Ontology annotation, cellular component: nucleolus. The coding region runs from base 189 to 1037 and encodes 282 amino acids.
UCCAGGUCAGACGGUGGCGGUAGAGCUCUCGGUAAUUCCACACGCUGCCAAAAGAAGAAGGGCUCUCUUGUCGCUUGUGACUGACGUCACUGCAUUUCACGUGUGGACGGUUUGAUCCCGAGCAACUUGUUUAUAAACUAAAAUUACUCACAAUCACAUUAUUUAUCGACUGACAAGCAGAGCGAAGCAUGGCCUCCAGCUGUCGGCGACCCGAACACUCAGCUCCUCCAGAUGUGUUCUACAAUGAAGAGGAGGCAAAGAAGUACUCCCAGAACUCUCGAAUGAUUGAGAUCCAGACCCAGAUGUCAGAGAGAGCCGUGGAGCUUUUAAGCCUACCAGAGGGUCAGCCCUGCUUCCUGUUAGAUGUCGGGUGUGGCUCUGGUCUCAGCGGAGAUUACCUGUCAGAGGAGGGACACUACUGGAUUGGAGUCGACAUCAGCACUGCAAUGCUGGAUGUUGCACUGGACAGAGAAGUAGAAGGAGACCUCAUACUGGGGGACAUGGGCCACGGGAUGCCUUUCAAACCCGGUACUUUUGACGGUUGCAUCAGUAUCUCAGCCCUGCAGUGGCUUUGUAAUGCAGACAAAAGGACACACAGUCCGCCAAAGAGACUCUACACCUUCUUUAGUACACUGUACUCAUGUUUGUCAAGAGGCUCACGUGCAGUUUUUCAGCUUUAUCCUGAGAACUCAGAACAGCUUGAGCUGAUAACAACACAGGCCAUGAGGGCAGGCUUCAGUGGAGGCAUGGUGGUGGAUUACCCCAACAGUGCAAAGGCAAAAAAGUUCUUCUUGUGUCUGUUUGCCGGGGUAACAGGAGUUCUUCCCAAAGGAUUGGGAUCAGAAACUUCAGACAAAACUGUUCCAAACCAGGUUCAGUACUCAGGACAAAGAUGUCGUUUCAAAAACAUGAAGGGGAAAUCGGUGAAGAAGGGACGGGAUUGGAUCCUGGAGAAGAAGGAGAGGAGGAGGAGACAGGGACGGGAGGUUCGAGGCGACACUAAAUACACUGGACGUAAGAGAAGACCUCAUUUCUAGCUGUGACUCAUGCAGCUGCGCCUUCAUUAGCCCUCUCCUGUGUUAUGCACCCCCUCCACACACACACACACACACACACACACAAACACACCUUUGGAGUUGCAGAGUGUUUGGACUCAGAUUUAUUUUUCAACUCUUUAUUUCAAGUGGAUGUGAUGCAAGAGCAAAACGCAAUUACAGCCAGUCGUUUUUAUAUUUGCUCAAGUGUUCCUGACCAAAAGCAGUGAGAUUCCACUCUCCAUGUUCAGUUUGGCUAGAAGUGCAUGAACAGAUGUGUGUACUCACAACUGGUGGCAAAAACUGUGAAAAAAGAGCAAUAACAGUAUAAAUAAAAACAAUUUUAUAAAUGG